This is a messenger RNA of Trichoderma gamsii, 843 nucleotides long. RefSeq lists its product as hypothetical. NCBI's taxonomy places the organism in Eukaryota, Fungi, Ascomycota, Sordariomycetes, Hypocreales, Hypocreaceae. The transcript is spliced from 2 exons. The coding region runs from base 1 to 843 and encodes 280 amino acids. The record is from RefSeq and is a predicted model, not a curated record.
AUGGAAGCUCUCUUGUCACUCGCUUUUGACAACCUCUCCUCAUACGACGGACCCAAGAUUCGCAAGGGCUUGCGCCAAGUAGAGGGCCUCCUGGCACAGAUUUGCCUAUCUAACGGGUCUUCAGGCCGAGGACGGUCCACGUCCACGUCUUCGCCUACGCCUAACGAUUACGAAGAUGCAUCCGGGACUUCGCCUCGCAAAGAUCUUGCCCAGCUCACCCAGGACCCGGCCUUUCGAGAAUUUUUCAAACUCCAGGAGGGAUUCGAGUGGAACGUUGCCAUGCGUCUGGUUGGCACGCUGGAUCGGCUCAUGGCAAAGGGUAGCGAUGGCCAGAAUGACUUGCUGAUUCUCAGUGCGCUGGACCUGAUCCAAGGCGUCACCCUGCUGCAUCCUCCAAGCAAGUCGUUGUUUGCACGAGAGCAGAACAUGAAUUCAGCCACCCUCCUGACCCUGGUAGUCGCUCUCAUCGACACUCCGAACAACACUCGCACUUUCGAAGGGCUUGAUGGCCUCCUGACCGUCACAUCUCUCUUUAAAUCUCGAUCAACCUCUCGUGAGGUUAAGCUAAAGCUCGUCGAAUUCCUCUACUUCUAUCUUAUGCCCGAGACACCCUCCGCCCCCCGCGCUGACCAGCGAGAGUCUGUGUUCCACCGCAGUCCUUCAAAGCUUUCUGGCGCAUUCCACGUCGAUGCUAAAAACGGACGCAAGCGUGCCAACAGCAACGGGGUCACGACUUUGACUACUGCAGAGAAACAGCAACUUCUGAGUCGCCACCUUAGUAGCGUGGAAGACUUGGUCAAGGAUCUGAGAAACUGCGCACCAUUCGGUGGUAUUGUAUGCUGA